Messenger RNA from Macrosteles quadrilineatus (aster leafhopper), 4823 nucleotides. RefSeq names its product BTB/POZ domain-containing protein KCTD3. Gene Ontology annotation, molecular function: protein binding. The transcript has 12 exons. The coding region runs from base 136 to 2238 and encodes 700 amino acids. The record is from RefSeq and is a predicted model, not a curated record. Gene Ontology annotation, biological process: protein homooligomerization. NCBI's taxonomy places the organism in Eukaryota, Metazoa, Arthropoda, Insecta, Hemiptera, Cicadellidae.
UUUCCAUGCAGUUAUUUAAGUUAGGGCCUAAGUCUAUUGGUCAUGUUGGAGUUGGAUCAAAAAAAUAUAUUUUUAUGAUCUUGAUUCCAGACUAAGUUGAAUUUUUAGAGAGUUAUUUGGUUAUUGUAAUUCACUAUGUACCCUAGUCAUACUGGUGAUAUUGUGCAUCUCAAUGUUGGUGGAACAAGAUUUUCGACAUCUCGCCAAACUCUGAUGUGGAUACCUGAUUCGUUCUUCACAGCGCUUUUGAGUGGUCGAAUUUCUAGCCUAAAGGAUGAACAUGGUGCCAUUUUUAUCGACAGAGAUCCUCAACUUUUUGCAACUAUAUUAAAUUAUCUCCGAACAAGAGAUAUUGAUCUAAGACAUAGUGACAUCAAGACACUCAGACAUGAAGCCGAGUAUUAUGGAAUUACACCAUUAGUGAAGCGGUUGGUUUUAUGUGAAGAUUUGAAUCAAUCAUCAUGUGGAGAUGUUCUCUUUUACGGUUAUCUUCCUCCCCCCAGCAUCCCCAUCCAAGAGCCAGUAACGGGGUCGACUCCUGAUGACGCUACAGCCCGUCCAAUGCCUCGUGAGAGUCCUGCGUACUUGCCUGGCGCACACACACAUGCUCGCGGUCACGCACACUCUCGCAACUCCUCACUAGACAUGCGUGUGGGCAGUAGGAGCUCCUCGGACAUACGCAACAUCCCCGGACGUGGGUGUCACUCGAGAGCUGCUUCCUUAGACUUGCGACACACUAGAAACUCUUCAGCCGACCUCAACAAGCUCAUACGUAACGACUUGGGACUGGUGUUCGGUGGCAACCAAGGUUCAAACUGGGCUGACCCCCUCAGAGUGCAGAUUAUCAAGGCUCAUCAUCACUGGAUUGCAGUGGCCUACGCUCACUUUGUCGUCUGCUACAGGCUGAAGGACUCUACUGGAUGGCAGCUGGUGUUUACAUCGCCUCACAUCGAGAGCUGUAUAGAGAGAGUUGCAGUCAAUGCCAAGCUGGGAGGUGGAGCAGCGCAGGGAGAGACAGCAUCCAAGAUGGUGGCUAUUUCAUACUCCAGUCACAUCAGACUCUGGGGCAUCUCCGAACAUGGAAGCAGAACCAAUAUUGGUACAUUCAAUCUGAAUGUGAGAGUGGAGUACCUGUUCUUCAUUGGCAGUCAGCUGGUGGCUCUGUCUCCCACUGGUAAGAUAGGAGUGUGGCACGCCAUGACACAGCACUGGCAGAUACAGGAUGUUGUGCCGAUAUCAUCCUUCGAUGUGGCUGGUUCCUUUUUACUGCUGGGCUGCAACAAUGGAUCUAUAUACUACAUAGACAUGCAGAAGUUUCCUCUCCGCAUGAAGGACAAUGAUCUCCUGGUGACAGAGUUGUAUCGUGAUCCUUCUCAUGACCCUAUCACAGCGAUCUCUGUCUACCUCACUCCUAAAACAAGACAUGUUGCAGGUUUAUGUGGUAACUGGAUAGAGAUAGCUUAUGGGACCAGUUCAGGUACUGUGAGAGUGAUAGUGCAACACCCAGAGACUGUAGGCCACGGACCUCAACUGUUCCAGACCUUCACUGUACACCAGAGUCCUGUCACCAAGGUUACCCUGUCAGAGAAGUUUUUAGUGUCAUUAUGUUGUGAGUAUAACCAUGUGCGCACGUGGAGUGUCACUAGGUUUCGAGGAAUGAUCUCAACUCAACCAGGAUCAACUCCAGUUGCUUCCUUCAAAAUAUUAUCUCUUGAAGAGGUGGAACCAUAUGUCAGCUAUGCUGCAGGCAACGACUGUGGUCCAUUUGGAGAACAAGAUGAUGAGCAAGUAUUUGUCCAGAAAGUCGUCCCAGAAACACCUGAAAUAUUUGUUCGCUUGGCGUCAAAUGGCAGAAGAGUGUGUGUGAUCAAGUCGGUGGAUGGGACAAUGAUAACAUCGUUCUGUGUGCACGAAUGUGAGGGCUCUAGUCGCAUGGGCUCUCGGCCGCGGCGCUUCAUUUUCACAGGACACAGCAAUGGAGCUCUACAGAUGUGGGACUUGACUACUGCACUUGACCUUGCCAAGAAGGGAGAACCUGCCAUGCAAAACUCAGGUGGUCCAACCGCGGAGGAGUUGCUGAAGCUGUUGGAUCAGUGUGAUCUGAGCAACAGUCACUGCUCUACACCCUGCAUCUCACCUUGUCUAUCACUGGUUGGUGUCACCCCUCGCAUCAAGACUGCCAACAUAACCUUUCUCAACCAGUCAACAGAUCAGUGUGACCAACCUGCUCAGUUGUAACAAACACAUUAGUAAAUAAAUACAUAAGAACUUGUCCUAACAGAUGAAUGCAAGGUAUAUUAGUUUUAAAACCAUUCAUACUUGUUUAUAGGAUUGAGGAAGUAAAUAAAAUAAAAUAUCCUUAUCACUGUGUCCUGUAAAGUAGCAUAGCAAUGUAUCUCUUUACUUCUCGAUGUGAUUUUAUGAAUACUUCUAAUAAAAAUAUUAGAAGUAUUGAAAUAUAUUUAAAUAUUGUAUAUAAUAGUAACAUCUCAGCCUAAGUGAAGUGACCAAUAAAACCACAUUUAUAGGAUGCAUUAACCCUCCGAGCGUCCAUCGUCGAAAAAUCGACGCGCUACACACUUUGUGUAGUGUCACGCGUCGAUUUUUCGACGCACGAACAUCGUUUAUGGCGAAGGCUCUAUGACUGACUGAAUCAGAUUGAACUGGAUCGAGUUAGGUAUCGUUCUUUCCGUUAUAUUCUAAGCUUUCUCCAGAGGUCUGUCUCAGCGCUGUAUGUUCUCCGAGCCGAUCGUAAUUGUAGCAGACAGCUGACGUGCAUAUUUGUAAACAGCUUGGUUAUCCUCGGACCGAUGACUGAUGUGUUUUAUUACGUUUAUCAUUGUUUUAGUGUUAAAAAUCAAAAGUAGUGAUAUACGUGGUGCAUUAUAAAAAGAUUAAAGUGAUUUUGAAGGGCUGGUUGAUGAUCCUGAAGAAGUAGGUAGUGAUAUUGAUGUAAAUUAUCAGCCAUAUUCCUAGCUAUGGUUAGGCUAUGCAUUCUUAGCUAAACGCUAUGUACUGAAAUCCGUUUUUCACUCAUAACUUAUUUAUUUGAUAACUUACCUCACUAUAUGAUUAUAUAUUUGUAAUCCUCAUUAAAUUUAGAACAAAGUGGCUAUUUUCAAAUAUUUAUAGGCCUAUAAUUUAUACAAUUUCAUUGAGCGCGAACUUAUUUUUUUUUCAAUUUUUCCAAAAUAAUUUUUUUUUACCUAAAAAAUUUUUUUGAAACAAAUAUUCCUUAUGUUUUAUGUAUGAUAUUGAAGCCCAUGAUUUUCCAAACAAAAUAGGUAUAUAGAACAUUAGAAUUAACAUUGUUUUAAGCUUCUCAGAUCCGUUUUAAUAAGACCUUCAAAUGCGCCAAAAAUAGGUGGACAUUAAGGCCUAAACUAUGGACACUUGGAGGGUUAACCUCUUUUUUAACACAUUCCUCAACUAAUAUUAAUUAUUUUAAUGUAUACAUUUAUACAUAAUUUGUUACACUUCCGUUAAAUAUGAUAAGAUGUAUUGUGUUAGGCUUCCUGUAUAGACUAUAGCUGUAUAGUUAUUUAUGGAAAGGUUGUGUGGAUUGAUGCAAUGUAUACUCUGAGAUAUCCAACCUAAAACUGUAUGAAUCUCUGGUAAGAGUAAUUAUUUGAAAGAAUAUAAAGGCCGUUUUCAACAUCACGAUUCACUACCAUAGCAAAUAUUAUAAUUAAACAACGAAAUAUCUCCACAUAUUUUGUAUUAUUUUGAUUUAAAACAAUCAUCAUUGAAAAAUGGCAUUAAAAGAAGUAUUUUCUUGUAUCAAAAAAUUAAAUAUGCGCAAUGUAAUAUUUUUGUCUUCUUAGUGUUUCCUUUAUAAUAAAUAGCUAUGUUGCUCUAAAAUAAUGUACAUAUUAUGAUUGUAUUUUAUGUCUAUAGAAAAUAUCUAAUCAGCCAAUUUAGCUAUCAUCAAAAUGGUCUCCAGUACCUAUUGAAUUAAAACUCGAGUACUCAGUUCAAACCUAAACUGUGUUCAAGUGACCCAACCCUAUACAAUUAACGGGACGUGCGGUACAAAAGAAUGAAUGAAGAUAAUUCAUACUUGCUUGAAAAACCCAUAACUUAUACUUACCUCCAAUUUAUAUUUUUUUAUUCAAGUAAAUGAAUAGAGCACCUUCACAUAUUUACUCAGUCAUAAAAUGAUAAAGAAGUUUUAUUAUUAGAAUAAGUUGAUUAUUUUUUACCUUCACCAUCAAUUGUUGUGGCACUUCACUGUUUUCAAAUACUAUUUAAACUAUUGUUAUCCUUAGAAACUUUUUCGUUUUGAUCAAUUGAAUUUGAUGUUUACGUAAGAAAGAAUUUGUAAUCAGUAUGCCACUGUGGUAAAAACAUCUGUCUGGUAUUUAAUCAUUUUUUAAUUUUUUAUUUAAAAAUAUCAAGUUAAUUUAUUACAUUUUAAUGUCACAGUGAACAAAUGGAUAUAGAGACAAAAAACAUAUCUCUUUCUCUUAACAGUCUUCAUCACCCCUGUGAAAACACUAAAAACGUGCCUCGGAUGUCCCUUGCUCCUAAUAGAAUUUGUAUUGAUCUAAUUUUGAAAUUUUUUUUCAAUUAAGGGCAACCGAGGUUGUAAAACAUUGGGGUCUGGCGGUUUUACAUUCUUAGUCCUAUACUAUCACCACCCCAAGUGGCAUGAUCCCUGCCAGAUCUGAAAUAUUUUUCUGCCACCCCCCUAGAGAGUUUUAACAACCCUCUAAUGAGGGUUUGUUAAAAUAGGUUAUAUGGGCUAAUAAUGUGAUUGCUAAAAAGUGUAUCUAUGUAAAAUGUAUAUACUAUCAUAGUUGGAAUAAAAAAUGUUUUAUUAA